UUGAGUGCUGUUGCUGCUACUGCUCCGCCAUGGACUCCCGCAAGCUGAGCGAGCUGCGGGCCUUCGUCAGGCUCUGCAAGCAGAACCCGGGCCUGCUGCACUCCGAGGAGCUGGCCUUUCUUCGCGAGUGGGUGGAGAGUAUGGGAGGCACAAUACCACCUGCUCCAGCCAAUACCUCCACAGAGGACACAAGUAAGGAGGAAAAGGGAGAUGGCAAAGCUGAGCAACAGCCAGAGGAGCCUGUUAAAUCACCUGAACCAGAAAGUGAAGAGAGUGACUUAGAAAUUGACAAUGAGGGUGUGAUUGAACCAGACAAUGAUGACCCUCAAGAAAUGGGAGAUGAAAAUUUGGAGGUAACAGAAGAGAUGAUGGAUCAAGCUAAUGAGAAGAAGAUGGAAGCCAUAAAUGCUCUAAGUGAAGGUGAACUUCAGAAGGCUGUCGACUUGUUCACAGAUGCUAUCAAGCUGAAUCCUUGUUUGGCCAUUUUGUAUGCCAAGAGGGCAAGUGUUUUUGUGAAGCUACAGAAGCCAAAUGCUGCCAUUAGAGAUUGUGACAGAGCCAUCAAGAUUAAUCCUGACUCAGCACAGACCUACAAAUGGAGGGGGAAAGCACACAGACUUCUGGGACACUGGGAGGAAGCUGCUCAUGAUCUUGCAUUAGCUUGUAAACUGGAUUAUGAUGAAGAUGCUAGUGCCAUGCUGAAGGAGGUGCAGCCAAGAGCUCAGAAAAUUGCAGAACAUCGUCGAAAAUAUGAGCGGAAGCGUGAAGAAAAGGAAAUCAAGGAAAGAAUGGAAAGAGUGAAGAAGGCACGGGAGGAGCAUGAGAGAGCACAAAGGGAGGAAGAAGCAAGACGACAGGCAGGAGGAGCUCAGUUUGGUGGUUUCCCCGGUGGUUUCCCAGGGGGGUUUUCAGGUGGAUUUCCUGGGGGUAUGCCUGGAGGUAUGCCAGGAAUGGCAGGUAUGCCAGGUCUCAAUGAGAUUCUCAGUGAUCCAGAAGUUCUUGCGGCCAUGCAGGAUCCAGAAGUCAUGGUUGCAUUCCAAGAUGUUGCCCAGAACCCUGCAAAUAUGUCCAAAUACCAGAAUAAUCCCAAGGUUAUGAAUCUCAUCAGUAAAUUGUCUGCCAAAUUUGGCAGUAAACCAUAAAAUCCCUGGUUCUUAAAAAUCAUAUCUCGAUGGGAAGGAUUGGAUUUGGCUAACCAGUGUUGCAAUAAAACAAACCAUUGUACCUCUGAUCUUCUUAAGAAGAGAAAUGGGGUGUUUGAAGGAGACUGCUCUUUAGCCCCAAGUGUUGACUUUACUCAAUGAUUGGUUUAUAGCACUCAAAUUAUAUUUAGAUGGCCUAGUUUCCACCAUCCCUCCUUGACCUAGAGUUGCAAACUUUUGCUGUAAGUACUGCAGACAGUUUUCCUCUGAAUUAACACUCCUAUAAAAAUUGUAAUAUUCUAGGAGUGUAAGGUAUAAAACCUGCUGUUGUUGUUUGGGAUUUUUUUAAUAAUUAUUAAUUACUCUCAGUGAGCAAAGGGGAAGGAACACUUAACAGUUGAAGGCUGUCUUAAUCCUCUUAAGACAGAAAUGUUGGCCUAGUCACAAACAGCAAAGGUGGGACAAAUCUGAAGAAUUAACUGGAUAAAGGAAUUGUCUGCAAAUACAAGUCCUUUUUUUUUUAUAUAGCUGUUAAAAUUGUCAAUGUAACCAUGCUAGCUAGAUACACACCGGAACUUCUGGCAGUACUGCAAGUAACGUAAUGUUUUUGGAUCACAUCUGUGCAGCAAAGGUACAGUCCUAUCCUUUGCACACCCUGGCAUGAAGUACAUAUUGCAGAGGCCACAGAGGUUUUGUGACUUUCUCACUUCUUGUCCAGCACCUUUACAUAACACUUUAUUUAUCAGUUUGGGUACGGGAGAGCGGCUUACUGUCUGCUUGUGCUCUUGUCCUUUCCCAGUUGGCAGGUCCCCCACUGGUUGCACUUGCCCUUCCUUGGGGCCAUGCUUACCAGCUUUCAUCUAUUUGGAAACAUUAGGGAAGGAAUCUUAUCACUACCUCUGUCCCACUGAAUGCAAGCCAUCCAGAACAUGUAAAUGCAGAGUUACAAAUCAGUGAAAGGGAGGGAAUACACAACAAAAUUGCAGCUCUGUGUUCUGAGUCAGUUUGAGUCCUUACAUGCUUACUGAUUAAAAUUUUCUGGCCAAAGUCCUGCUGUCUCUGUAGAGGUGAUGACUCUUCCUUCACCACAUACUGUAGUCUUCCAUCUUUUCUUGUAUCUUUUUCUUCAAAAAGCAAACACACACAUACCAGGAAAAAAAAAACCAAACACAAAUGACCCACAGAAAACCCCAACAAAACAAAAAGCUGUGGUUGUGGGUUCAUGCUUCCAUAUUUUUGAGACUUGUGAUGUGAAGAAAAAGGUUGAAGUAUUUGAAGCUGACAGAACAUUGUUCUCACACUUGUGAUUGGAUUACCAGCAAUGGGUAUCCGUGAAGCAGUGUCUGUUGAUGAGGUUCAGUUGAUUUGUCUACUGAUAAAGACAGUUGUUGCUUCUGUUUGUCUUAGCUAAAACACAAUUUUUCUGUGGAAAAAUUACCAUAGUUACCUGUUCACCACUUGAGUCCCGGCAUUUGUGUUAACUCUUGUAAUUCUGUAUUUUAAGCCAUAACUGAUGUUACCAUUUUAAAACAAGUCUGGACUGCUGUAGGAACUCAACAACAGUUGCAAAAAAAAAAAAAAA
Messenger RNA from Indicator indicator, 2724 nucleotides. It is a transcript of the gene ST13, whose product is annotated as ST13 Hsp70 interacting protein. Gene Ontology annotation, molecular function: Hsp70 protein binding; protein dimerization activity. NCBI's taxonomy places the organism in Eukaryota, Metazoa, Chordata, Aves, Piciformes, Indicatoridae. The record is from RefSeq and is a predicted model, not a curated record. Bases 30 to 1142 code for a protein of 370 amino acids. The transcript has 13 exons.